Daldinia childiae is the source of this 795-nucleotide messenger RNA. RefSeq lists its product as uncharacterized. The transcript has a single exon. NCBI's taxonomy places the organism in Eukaryota, Fungi, Ascomycota, Sordariomycetes, Xylariales, Hypoxylaceae. Bases 1 to 795 code for a protein of 264 amino acids. The record is from RefSeq and is a predicted model, not a curated record.
AUGGCGCAUCGUCGGCAACGGUCGCGACGGGUCUUAGAUCUCACGGCACUACUGGCUAUGGUCUCGACCUCAUCGGCUGUCAACUUAUCCCAGUUCCAGCUCAUUAUAUCCAACAGUAUACCGAAAAGCUGCAUCCGCGCCUAUCAGACAGAAAUAGGGGGCUGCAGGGUUAGUGAUUUCACAGGUGGAAGACAAUGUUCGGCGAGUUGUGUGAAGGGAGUCCAGCAGGUGCAGGAUCUUAUACAAGAAGCUUGCGGGGAUCUUAAUAUUAGCCACAAGUCAUUGCUCGGGAUCGUGUUGUCGGGUGAUUUAGUCGAUACCCUCUGCCCUGGCCAGGAUCCGACGACAGUCACUACGACUAUACACCCAUCGUCAACCAAAGGGGAAUUCUCAACAAUUGUUACGGCACCGACAAGUUUCCCAAAGGAGACGAGUCGCACUACCAAAAAGACGUCAUCCACGACGUCAAGUACGAGUACCAGUACGAGUACCAGCACCAAUGACCAAUCAACAACAACUCAAUCUACAACAGAUCAAAAAACAUCAUCACCAACGGCCACGGCUACCGACUCGCCUACCGACACUACAUCAGCACAGAACACGGCACAGCCUACCACGCCGAGUGAGUCGACACAAUCGACGUCGUCUGACGAUGGUGCACCAACACCCUUUCUCGGCGGUACACCAUUCGAUCCAUUACCUGCAGAGCAAGGCUUGGGCACAGUUCUCUCACCGGGAUAUGGCAAAGAAGCCUUGGUAGUUGCGAUAUGUGCUGCUAUGUUAUUGUUACGGUAG